Molecule: messenger RNA, 4036 nt
Organism: Durusdinium trenchii
Lineage: Eukaryota; Dinophyceae; Suessiales; Symbiodiniaceae
Source: the annotation of a GenBank genome assembly
GUGAAACACCUACGAAACAAGGGGUGAUUGUAUGUAAAGCGCUAAAACCAUUGACCAUGAACCUCCAAAGGCCUGAAGUUCCAAGUCUCAAAGUCCAAAUGUACAAGGCAGAAAACGAAAACCGUGCAGUACUGCCGAGUGCAUAACAGGUGCAAAGCCUGGUAGCUACAACCGGGCCCAGUGGGAAUUAAAGGUCGCCACGUUGUCUCGCAGGUACGUGAGCUUUGGGUCCCGAGUUGAUAUGACAGACCACUGCAAGUGUCUUGUUAGUGCCAGACUUGCAUGGCCAUAAUGUGACAUGUCCUCAUGUCGCCCAACAUAGCCAAAAGGAGUGGGAAAGGCUGCUUGGGACGGGAGGAGAGCUAUGAACGAAUAUUGGAGCGGCAAGUUGUGCGGAAGGAGGGGAGGACAGAUUCAUCGAAAUGAACAGGUUCCGGCGCACAGCGCUUUUGGUACUGGGUUGGGGCUUCUAAUUUUUUGCUUGGCCGUGGUGCCUUAAAAAUAACAGCUGGGGCUAUCUUCAGUGGUUGAAAAGGAUGAUGAAUCAUUACAGCAGUGCAGCUGAUGUGCAGAUGGCAGUGCUUGUGCAGAUGUCCGUUCCAUGCUUGUGAUUCUGUCUCUUACCUGGCUCAAGCUUGGCGAGUGCUAAGCCAAACCCUUGGAACCAACAAUCAACACAGCUCAUGCCUAAGCUUUGUCUUCAGCGCACCUUCAUCGACGAAGAAGAUGAGAUGCCCCGAUUGCCUCGAUUUCGUAGCUGCCCGGAUCUUGUUGAACGUACCAAGUGGAGCGAGUGGCGGAGCCAGUAUCAGGUGCUCACGUUGCGGGAGCGAUCGGAGAAGAUUAAAGAUGAGCAGAAUGUGACGAUCCAAGUUGCCGAGCCAGGCGCAUCGGAGGGGAGCUAUGGACAUCCUGAAGUAUGUCGCCGACCCUGCAUUCUGUUUGUUCGAGGAACUUGUCAGAAGGGUGCUGCCUGCGGCUUUUGCCAUGGUCAACAUACACAAAAACCCGCAAGCUUGGACAAGCAGCAGCGGGAUGCCAUGGACAAAUGGCCAGCAGAAAGGUUGCUGGAAGUGGUGCUUCCCUGUUUGCAACAAAAGGUGGAGAAGAUACACCUUCCAGCAGCCAAUGAUCUUCUUGAGCUUGUUGAACGAGAGCUGGCUAUUCGCAGCUGGGGCCAACCCAGUAUCCCCAAAACUCCUCGCAGGAUCUGCUAUGCCUGUGGGCGUAUGUCUCUCUCGGCAUUGGUCGGUUUGAUUGGCUCAAGGAUCACCAGUGGCCAAUUUCCCAAGGUUCUGAAGAAGGCUCUCAAAGCUUUGCGUGAGGAUAUCAAGGAGUUAGAUUUGCAAAUUGAAGAGGACAAGAUUUGAAGUGGUCUCCCUACGAAUUGCUUUCACUGACCCCAUCAAUGGCGAGGUGACCCUUUUGGUUUUUCAACUCCACACCGCAUCAAAGUUGCAGGCGUUCUUCGUGUUGCAAUCUGCCAGGCAGUACGAACAGCAAGUGUUCGAUUCUGCCAGUCAGUUGCAUGCGUCCAGCACUUUCGAAACCGGUCGUCGGACAUGUCGGCUCUCAGAUAAAAAAUCAUUGAGACGACCCUGAGGGUGUAUCCUGAAAUGAAGAAACCGCUGCUUCUGUUUGGAUUCAGGUUCUAAACCCUUCGUUAGAUGAGAGCAGUCCACGUCGUGGGAUGUCGGCUAAACGCUGUCGAUAGUGCUUAGCGGCCAACCGCUAAAUUUAUCUAUUCUAUUGUGCUCAGCAAUUGUAAUUGACAGAAUGAACAGAAACACCUAGCACCUGGCAAAACAUGUGCUCGCACAAAGGAAGAGGGCGCAGUUUCAAUAUCGGAGCUUCUCCGAUGGCUUAGCCCUCUUGCUUGAAGAGUAUUGAGGAGGUUAUUGAUCAGCAUCCUAUUUCAAUUUAACCUGUUGAAGCGUAAUAUGGAACCUGAUUGAUGUUGUGCCCCGGGUGGUGUGCUGUUGGCUUAGGUGGUUGUUGUGGUUUCUACAAAUUGCUGUUCUGACCAAGAUAUCGAUAGGAGAAGCCAAAUCGCUUUGCAGUGGACGCUUUCACCAAUACGUAGAAAUCAGCGCCCACACACAUUUAGCAGCACUCAGACCCUGCCACACAUAGCCGAUUAGCGCAGAGUGACACAUGGGAGUAGAGAAGUUCAGAGGGUGGGUCGGUGAUGCUUGUUUUCUCCAAGUUGUUUACUGAAAAAGAUUUGGUUGCUUUGGCUUUGACGUGAAAAGCAUUCCGACACACUGUGCUAAGUAAUAACUUUAUCAUCCUUUACCUGUUGGUAACUAUGAUACCUUUACUGACAUCAUUCCCUUGACUGGAAACUGUCUUGCUUGACUAAACUUGAUUAGAUCGAAUUAAAUCUAUGGGCUGCUGGAAUGCAUAGAAGCACCCUUACUUCGCCAUCACAAGCAACCAGAGAGGCGUUGGCGCAGACGGGGGUCUCCAACUCGCAAAGAGGGGCUGCGCAAUCAGAGAAGCAACUUGACCCAUGUGAGCAACAUUGUCAUGUGCCAAUUGAUUCAAAAGCGGCCUUGAGCUUAGCUCGGUCAUUUGAAUGUGGAGUCUGAAUUGUGAGAACGAGAUUCAAACCCGUGAAUCGAGAAACUUGAAGCGAGGUGAUUUGCGAAUUCCGACCCCAAAGAAGAAGUCCGGAAACGUCGGCAGGCGUUCUUCGUGUUGCAAUCUGCCAGGCAGUACGAACAGCAAGUGUUCGAUUCUGCCAGUCAGUUGCAUGCGUCCAGCACUUUCGAAACCGGUCGUCGGACAUGUCGGCUCUCACAUAAAAAAUCAUUGAGACGACCCUGAGGGUGUAUCCUGAAAUGAAGAAACCGCUGCUUCUGUUUGGAUUCAGGUUCUAAACCCUUCGUUGGAUGAGAGCAGUCCACGUCGUGGGAUGUCGGCUAAACGCUGUCGAUAGUGAAUAGUGCUUAGCGGCCAACCGCUAAACCCAUCUAUUCUAUUGUGCUCAGCAAUUGUAAUUGACAGAAUGAACAGAAACACCUAGCGCCUGGCAAAACAUGUGCUCGCGCAAAGGAAGAGGGCGCAGUUUCAAUAUCGGAGCUUCUCCGAUGGCUUAGCCCUCUUGCUUGAAGAAUAUUGAAGAUGUUAUUGAUCAGCAUCCUAUUUCAAUUUGGCCUGUUGAAGCAUAGUAUGGAACCUGAUUGAUGUUGUGCCCCGGGUGGUGUGCUGUUGGCUUAGGUGGUUGUUGUGGUUUCUACAAAUUGCUGUUCUGACUAAGAUAUCGAUAGGAGAAACCAAUCGCUUUGCAGUGGACGCUUUCACCAGUACGUAGAAAUCAGCUCCCACACAUCUAGCAGCACUCAGACCUUGCCACAUAUAGCCGAUUAGCGCAGAGUGACACAUGGGAGUAGAGAAGUUCGGAGGGUGGGUCGGUGAUGCUUGUUUUCUCCAAGUUGUUUACUGAAAAAGAUUUGGUUGCUUUGAAGUGAGAAUCAUUCAGACACACUGUAAUACCUUUGUCACCCUUCACCUGUUGGUAAAUGUGAUACCUUACUGACAUCAUUCCGGUGACUGGAAACUGUCUUGCUUGAUUAAACCUGAUUAUACAGAUUGAAUUGCAGUCAAUCUAUGGGCUGCUGCUUGGAAUGCAUAGAAGCUCGUUCAAGCUUCAUCACCCUUACUUCGCCAUCACAAGCAACCAGAGCGGCGUUGGCGCAGACGGGAGUCUCCAACUCGCAAAGAGGGUGUGCGCAAUUAAUGAGUCAACUUGACCCAUAUGAACAACAUUGUCAGGCGCUAAAGGGUUCAAAAGCGGCCUUGAGCUUAGCUCGUUCAAUUAUUAUUUGUGGAGUCUGAAUUCAUUGGGAUGUGGAGUCUGAAUUCGACGCGAUGCAAACCCGCGAAUCGAGAAAAUUGAAGCGAGGUGAUUUACGAAUUCCGAUUCCACGGAAUCAAUGUCGAUCUCCAUGAUUUGGAGAAAUGUAGAACGAACACGUAUUCGAUUCUAUGAGCUUAAUUCAUACGUCCAACGCUUUGCAGAUUAGCAAUCGAA